Molecule: messenger RNA, 3777 nt
Organism: Puma concolor (puma)
Lineage: Eukaryota; Metazoa; Chordata; Mammalia; Carnivora; Felidae
Source: RefSeq, a predicted model, not a curated record
AUGGAAUUUGAAAAGCAUGAAAAAGGAAGCUUAUUAAAUGAGAAUUUAGAGGAGAAACUGACGGUCUCUUCUGGUGAUUCUGAAGCCAAACCUCUGAUCUUCACAUUUGUCCCCACUGUCAGAAGACUACCAACCCACUCUAAGUUGGCUGACACCUCUAAAUUCCUUGUUAAAAUUCCUGAGGAACCAAGUGAUAAGAAUCCAGAAGCUGUAAAUAGGUCUGAUUCCAAUGAGUACUUGACCUUGAAUGCUGGGAGCCAACGGGAGAGAGACCAAGGAACAUUGAUUUAUCCUUCAGAGGUCAGUGAAAAUAUUUCACAAGGAAGGGGACUCAAAGCAAACGAACUUCAAGGAAUGCAGCAAAGUGACCUCUUUAAAGCUGAAUAUGUCUUUGUUGUGGACUCGGAAGGGGAAGAUGAAUCUACCAGUGGAAAAGGUGAACAAGGCCCCCCUGGAGGGAUGGGCACCACAGCUUCUCGGCCCAAGUCUCUAGCAAUUUCCUCCACUCUGGCCUCUGAUGUGGUACGUCCCAAGACACGGGGGACAGACCUCCAGGCCCCAUCACAUCCUGAAAUGUCUCAUGGGAUUGCCCCUCCGCAAAAGCAUGGGCAGUUAACUUCUCCCACUACCUCUGAGCAGCUUGCCUGUAAACCACCUGCUUUCUCCUUUGUUUCUCCAACUAAUCAGAAAACGCCACCUGACCCAGUUAACCUCGACGGAGCCUCUGUGCUAGAGGAAUUCCACACUAGGAGGCUGGAUGUCAGUGGGGCCUUGGUGGAAGAAACAGCUACGUAUUUUCAAACUUCUGCUCACUCUUCACCCUUUUUUGCAUCGAAGGGCACCUCCUCGACGUUACAGUUUCCCCAUUCCACUCAGUUAUCAGGUUCUAAUUUAUCCAGUCCGAGUGCAGCAGAUCAGAAACCUGGACUGGCAUCUGAAGUUCUGAAGAAGACAACAACUUUAAGUUCGCACGUCCUUAGCCCCAGAGAAAGCCCAGGAACCACUUCUCCUUCACCAUCCUCCAGUGCUUCUCUGAAGUCAAAUUCGGCCUCAUACAUACCAGUCCGUAUUGUCACACAUUCACUCUCUCCAAGUCCAAAACCAUUUACCUCCUCUUUCCAUGGCUCUUCUUCCACUAUCUGUAGCCAAGUGUCAUCUAGUGGAAAUCUCUCAAAGUCAGGGGUGAAAUCCCCAGUGCCCUCCCGGCUUUCUCUUCUCACUGCCAUCCUCAAGUCAAAUCCUUCUCACCAAAGACCCUUUUCCCCUGCAUCCUGUCCCACUUUCUCUCUUAACUCUCUGGCUUCUUCCACACUCACUCUGGAUCAAAAAGCAAAACAAACCCCACCCACACCUAAGAAAUCUCUCUCUAGUUGCUCCCUGAGAGCAGGGUCUCCAGAGCAGGGGGAACACCAGGUUUCCGAACUUAGGCAGCAAUCCUUCCACUUACCUUUUCUGGCCAAAUCUACUCCCCUUUCUCAGGCAUGCUCCCUUUCUCCCACAAAACAUGACAGUAGCAGCCUCAUUUCUUUGAAUGUAGAGAAAAUGUCACCCACUUCUUUGAAGAGCAACCCAACAGUCUCCCUGCUACAGACUGAUACAUCCAGUUCUGCAAGACUUCCUCCUGUUCCACCAAGUGUUCCUCCUGUUUCUUUGAAGGGCAAACAGGAUGUUGACCUCAGGGACCCAGAAAAGCCCAGGAAUAUUCACAUACAUCCUACAUCAGUCUCCUCUGCAUUAUCCUCUCUAUCUCCUCCCACUAACCAAAGAGCCAUGCUCUCCUCUCCAGAGAAAUGUUUCCAUCCUUCCCCAGCUCUUUCAAACCUGAUAAACAGAUCCAAGAGAGCAGCCCCACAGCUAGGUGGCCAGGGGCAGAACCUUUCAACUCCUCUUUCAACCCCUGUCUCCAGUGCUAGCUCUGCCUCUCUUCCCAAACUGGGGUCCUCCCCUCUCCCUCGUGCUAAUCUGCCGACCCAGGCGCUCCAGCUCAGUCCAACACUGUACCCAAAUUGUGGCAGUGGUACCUUGCCUUCAAGACUUGGAAAAUCUGAAAGCUCAGUAUCCAACCACAGGUCAUCUGUUUCAACCCGAUCACCUCCCAUCUCUCUAACAAGAACCAAGGAGCUGAUUUCACCUUAUGCAUUGUCCAUGUCAACAGGCCCUGAAAAUAAGAAACCCAAGCAAUACAAGACCAAGUCAAGCUACAAGGCUUUUGCAGCAAUCCCUACAAACACAUUGCUUUUGGAACAGAAGGCACUCGAUGAGCCAGCCAAGACUGAAAGUGUCUUCAAGGACAACACAUUAGACCCGCCUCUGGAGUUUUGUUUCCCUGCACAGCUCAGACAGCAAACUGAAGAGCUCUGUGCUACCAUUGAUAAGGUCUUACAGGAUUCCUUGUCUAUGAAUUCUUCUGAUUCUCCUUCAAGUUCCUCACAGACAUUGUUGGUUUCUGACACAAUGAAAAUGCCUACAACUCUUCCGAGAGCAGCUGGUCGAGAAACCAAAUAUGCAAACCUGUCCUCCCCAUCCUCUACAGUAUCCGAGAGUCAGCUGACUAAGCCUGGAGUGAUUCGCCCAGUACCUGUAAAAUCCAAAAUAUUACUGAAAAAAGAGGAGGAAAUUUAUGAACCCAACCCUUUCAGUAAAUACCUGGAAGAUGAUAGCGACUUCUUUUCUGAGCAGGAUGUGACAGUUCCUCACAAGCCUGUUUCUCUCCACCCUUUAUAUCAGACUAGACUCUAUCCUUCUGCUAAGUCCCUGCUGCCUCCACAGACUCUCUCACACGCUGACUGUCUUACCCCAGGACCCUUCAGUCAUUUGUCCUCCUUCUCACUGAGUGAUGAACAGGGGAAUUCUCACACCCUGUUUAGUGGCAACACAUAUAAUAAGCUGAGUCAUCCAAUGGUGGCUAUUCCUGAACAUGAAAUUCUUGAUUCCAAAGAGUGGGUUCAGGAAGAACUGAGAAAUAGUGCUGAGUUUGCCAGUGUAACAACAGACGAUGGACUACCUGUUCCUCUUCCAUCUGACUCAACUAUUUAUGUGAUGAUGAAUCUUAUAUUGGAAAGAGAAUUCCGAGGGCAUUUCGUCCAAUAUUUUACUGAAUGGAAUGAUGUAGUCAUCAGUGCUAAAGGAAAGGGUAGCAGCCAAGUGAUUGGCAGGACAGACUCUGUGCUGGGGCAGCCCAGUGAUGUUGAGCAUCACGUUGUGGGGAUGUCCUCGACUCUCUGGUUUCUUGGUUUGUUGUCACAUGAUUCUUGUGAUUCAGAAUCAGUUCCUACUGAUAAUCUUGGGAGCAGUAAAGACCGUAGAACAAACCCACACUGUGAUGACAAUCCUGGGAGCCCACCCUUCUGUGAACCCGGUGCUCGCCAUAUUGGCCGUGCUCAAGUUCUUUCAUCUCAAUGUAUCUUGACUCUCUAUCUUAUGCUUGGGUCCACCAGGUACUCUGGGGUGCCUCAUGGUCCUGUGGCAGACCCUAGUUCUAGGAGAGUGAUCUGGGGUAGAGAGGUCUCAGCACGUUUGGGAGGAUGUAGUGAGUCAGCCCCUGACAUUGAGGUCAGUGAGAGAAGAAAAGGGAAAGAUGUAACAUGGGCGAAGCUGAAGAUUCUGAAGAAUCCUAGCCUUCAGCUUGUUGCCACAUGGUCUGUAAGUGACUGGGUGGAGGUGGCCGCAGAAGGAAUCCAGGCAGAACUCCAUCUUCCCAAGGCUCCACUGCAGAGUUCAGGGGAUUCAGAGGUUCCCAGAUUAAUAGGAGGUGCUAAUGAUCCUGGAGAGCUGUAA